AGCCGCGGUGGGCGCCGGCGCGCUCGCGCCGCCCGGCGGCCUCGCCUGCACGCGUUGCGCGGCGCCCCCCCGGCCAUGAAGCUGUCCGUAGUGCACAUCCCGGACCUGCUCCUGAAGCUGGGGGCCGGCUGGUCGGAGUCGGAGCUAUGCCGUGUGCAGACCAUCAGCACCAGGCGGUGGCAGGUGGAGGUGCCGGAGGGCCCAGACCUGGCGCGCUUCACCGUCUGGCAGCUGAAGCGGCUCCUGGAGGACCAGCACGGGCUGAGCGCGGACGAGCAGGUGGUGCGCUUCCGCGGGCGCGCCCUGGACGACGCCGAGCCGCUGGUGAGCUGCGGCGUUGGCCCUGGCGCGGCGCUGCUGCUGGGCCUCCUGGGCGCGCAGCGGCAGGCGCCGGACGCGGCGGCCGACGGCGACGCGCCGGUGCGCUGCAAGGAGAAGGUGCAGGGAUCGCUGACGACGACCGAGGUCCGAGGAGG
Molecule: messenger RNA, 476 nt
Organism: Prorocentrum cordatum
Lineage: Eukaryota; Dinophyceae; Prorocentrales; Prorocentraceae
Source: the annotation of a GenBank genome assembly